AUUCUGUGUUGAUCAUGAGUACAGCCAAUGGUUCAUCUUCAUCUAAAGAUGAUAACAGUAGCUGUCCUGAUAUCAGCAAAUACUUGUCGGUAUUGCUGGAUGAAGAAUCGUCGGAAGAUGAUGAUUCAAACGAAACAAAAUGUAAUGAUAUCACCAAAAAUGAUUCAUCUACAACCAAAGAAAGUGAUGAAACUUUCCAAGUUUUGAAUAAUCCAAACAUUGAUGAUUCGGAAUCAUCAGAAUUAGAAGAGCUAUCAGUGCUAAAUGACAUAGUUGAUGUAAAUCCAGAAUUCAUUUUAACUACCAUUCUUUUCAAUCAAGUUCAGCCUAAGAAAGUUAUUUGCAGUUCUUCAGCUUCAAUCAAAUUUAUAAGUGUGCUUAAAACUCUAGUUAAUGGCGAAUUAUCACCUGGACAUGACCUUGCUGACCAGAAGAAGCUAAUAUUACUUCCUGGCAAAGAAUAUGCAUAUGAUGCUUGCCGCAGACAAAUACUGUCGCUAAAAUUGCCUGGAGCUCAUUGUGAUAUGAAUCCUGAAGAACAACGAUGGCAUGUUCAAUCUAAGUUUGAUUUGCAGUCUGAAUCAAUGGUUCUUGCUUUGGGGAUGCUGUUGAAGUGUCUAGAAAAGUCAUUUGUACAUUUGAACCUUGAAGCUGGCGAUAACAAAGCUCCUAUUAAUUCAAUUACAGAUAUUAAUUUAGAAAAUUUGGUAAAUAUGGACACGGAAACUUUCCGAGCUUUAAAAAUAUUCAAUCAAAUUUCUCAUCCUUCAAAUUUCAUGAAAGGAUUAGUCAGCAGUAACAAAGAAGGACUAAGUAUAUUUGGAAUUUUCAACAGAUGUAAAACAGUAGCUGGAAGUAAAUUCAUGAGAGUAAUGCUUCUUCAGCCAUCUCAUGAUCUUGAAGUUCUAAAUAAUCGACUUGAUGUGGUUGAGUUUUCUUACAAUCCAAGAAAUGAUGAAAUCAUAAAGUGCAUGGGAGAUCAUUUAAAAUCUAUUAAAAGUAUAAAUAAAAUAAUGUCCCGUCUCAUGGCUGCUCGAGCUUCUAUUAAUGAAUGGAAGACAUUGCAUAAGACAAUUUAUCAUUGCAUUUCUCUUGGUGAACUUUGUAGACGUGCUUCAUCACAAGCAAAAUUAUUUGAAGAGAUAUCUCUUUGUAACACUGAAACAAUGUAUCAUAUCAUUCAUUGCAUUGACAGUAUUAUUGAUUUUACUGAAUCAGAAAGACUCAACAAGUUUUCUGUGAAAAGUGGUCUGGAUGAAGAACUUGAUCAAAAAAAGUAUAAAUAUAGUAAGUUACAUGAAGUAAUGUCAAAUUUGGCAAAAUCUGAAUUGGGAACAUUACCACCUCACGUUCAAGAAUGUUCUGUGGUUUACAUUCCUGAGAUUGGUUACCUUCUUGCUAUAACAGAAUGGAAAACCAAUGUGUCUGAAGAUGAGGCACUAAUCCCUGGUUUAGAUUUAAUGUUUUCUGCUGGGAGCACAUUAUAUUACAAAAGUGCAAAAACACGUGAACUAGAUAGCAGAAUUGGGGAUUGUGUGGUUGAAAUAUCUGAACAUGAAUCACGAAUAAUGGUUCAAUUGGUGCAGUUUCUUCAGGAACAUGUAUCUCACCUUCAGCACAUGAUUGCUUUAUCUGCUCAACUUGAUUGUUUGAUAUCUUUAGGAACAGUAGCACGGGAAAACAAUUAUGUACGUCCAGUCCUCACUGAUACUCGGAUCAUUAAUAUACAAAAUGGAAGACAUCCCUUACAGGAGUUAUGUGUCAAUGAUUUUGUCCCUAAUGACACCUUCUCUGGUGGUAAACAAGACACACAUGGCCUUAUGAAAAUUUUGACAGGUCCAAAUGCAUGUGGAAAGAGUGUGUAUCUCAAACAGAUUGCUCUUAUUAUAUAUUUGGCUCAUAUUGGAAGUUUCGUACCUGCAACAAGUGCAACCAUUGGUCUAGUGGAUCAUAUUCAUACACGUAUACAGACUGUUGAAUCGGUAGCCACACAAAUAUCUGCAUUUGCUAUUGAUGUGAAACAGAUGAUACUAUGUUUGUAUUCAUCAACACCAAAUUCACUAAUUAUCGUGGAUGAAUUUGGAAAAGGCACAUCAGAAGGUAGUGGACUUGCUUUACUCGCUGCUUGUUUGCAGCAUUUCUUGAGCCGGGGAAGUAAAUGCCCACAUGUAUUUAUAUCUACUCAUUUUCAUCGCAUAAUAAAUAUGCUCCCUAACAGCCCACUUUGUUCUUUCCAGACAUUGGAAUACAUGAUGGAUGAUAAUGAUCAAAUAGUUUAUUUAUAUAAACUGAAAGAUGGAAAUGUCACUUCUAGUUUGGCUGUAAAAGUUCUUCAAUCUCUAUCAAUAGAAGAGAAAAAUGUGAAGAAAGCAUCAGAGUUUCUUGAAGCAAUGAGUUCAGAUAAACUAAUAACAAGAGAUCUUGCAUCAAGAAGAGCUAUUCAAAUAAAUAUGAGAAGAGAAAUUGCUUCCAAGUUCUUGUCUUCAGCAUUUUCUGCAGAAGAACUUCAGAAACUUACAUGUCUUCUAGAAAAAUUUAAAGAAAAAUGGGGAUAAGAAUAUAAAAAACUUUGUAUAUUAAUUGAAAUGUUUUCAAUAAUCAAUAUAAUAUGAAUGCUG
Gryllus bimaculatus (two-spotted cricket) is the source of this 2618-nucleotide messenger RNA. The record is from the annotation of a GenBank genome assembly. Lineage: Eukaryota; Metazoa; Arthropoda; Insecta; Orthoptera; Gryllidae.